AUGACAGUCGUAAUAGAAAAUGCUUGUGUAAAUAAACCACAUUUUCAAGUGAGUAUAUCUGCGUAACACGACUCAGAAAACUGACUUCGGCCAUUUUGCUCGGAAGGGGGGCCUCUGCUUCAACACGUGAGACAGGAGCCCGAAGAGCCUGAAACACACUGACAUCUCUGACUCCGAGAGGAUAUUAUCCAUGUUCCACCCGACAGAGGCAUAGGAAGCCAGCACGAUGCCCUCUAUCAGCCUGCCGCCGAAAGAGAACGCUCUCUUCAAGAGAAUUUUGAGGUGUUAUGAGCACAAGCAGUACAGGAAUGGACUGAAGUUCUGCAAACAGAUCCUGGGCAACCCAAAGUUUGCUGAGCAUGGAGAGACGCUGGCCAUGAAGGGUUUAACCCUCAACUGUCUGGGUAAGAAGGAAGAGGCCUACGACCUGGUGAGACGAGGCCUGCGCAAUGACCUCAAGAGUCACGUCUGCUGGCAUGUUUAUGGUCUGCUGCAGCGCUCGGACAAAAAGUACGACGAGGCCAUCAAGUGUUACCGCAACGCUCUGAAGUGGGACAAGGACAACCUGCAGAUUCUGCGAGACCUGUCCCUGCUGCAGAUCCAGAUGAGAGACCUGGAGGGAUACAGGGAGACUCGCUACCAGCUGCUGCAGCUCCGUCCAGCCCAGCGGGCUUCGUGGAUCGGAUAUGCCGUGGCCUAUCACCUGUUGGAGGACUUUGAGAUGGCUGCGAAGAUUGUUGAGGAAUUCCGCAAAACGCAACAGACAUCUCCAGACAAGGUGGACUACGAGUACAGUGAGCUGUUGCUGUAUCAGAACCAGGUCCUGAGGGAGGCCAGUCUGCACAAGGAGGCCCUCGAUCACCUCAACAACUAUGAAAAACAGAUCUGUGACAAACUCGCUGUGGAGGAGACUAGAGGAGAGUUGCUGCUAAGGCUGGAGAGACCACAGGAAGCUUCAGAGGUCUACAAGAAACUCCAGGAGAGGAAUCCUGAGAACUGGGCCUACUACCAGGGCCUGGAGAAAGCCUUAAUGCCAGAGAGUAUAGAGGAGCGUCACAAGAUUUACGAGGAGUCCCUGGUGAAGUUUCCUAAAGGCCUUGUUUCACGAAGGCUGCCUCUUAGUUUCCUCACAGGGGAGAAGUUCCGUGAGUGUCUGGACAGCUACUUAAGGAUGAACUUCAGUAAAGGCUGUCCACCCGUCUUCACCACCCUCAAAUCCCUCUACACUGAUAAAACCAAGGUCACUGUCAUCGAGGUGUUAGUCGUUGGCUAUGAAACGUGUUUAAAAAGCUGUCGAAUGUUUAGUGAAAACGAUAAUGGGAAGGAGGAGCCUCCCACCACCCUGUUGUGGGUACAGUAUUUCCUGGCACAGCAUUUUGACUUCAUCGGCCAGUCCGUCCUCUCUCUGGAGUACAUCAACACCGCCAUCGACAGCACGCCCACACUCAUCGAGCUCUUCCUCAUCAAGGCCAAGAUCUACAAGCAUGCAGGUAACAUAAAGGAGGCGGUUCGAUGGAUGGACGAGGCUCAGGCCCUGGACACCGCCGACCGCUUUGUCAACUCCAAGUGUGCCAAGUACAUGCUGAAGGCUGGCCUCGUCAAAGAAGCCGAGGAGAUGUGCUCCAAGUUCACUCGGGAGGGGACCUCUGCUGUCGAGAACAUGAACGAGAUGCAGUGCAUGUGGUUCCAGACCGAGUGUGCCCUGGCCUACAAGGCCAUGAACAAGUUUGGAGAGGCCCUGAAGAAGUGCCAUGAGAUUGAGAGACACUUUGUGGAGAUCACAGACGACCAGUUUGACUUCCACACUUACUGUAUGAGGAAGAUGACGCUGCGAUCCUACGUGGACCUGCUGAAGCUGGAGGACAUCCUGCGGCAGCACCCGUUCUUCUUCAAAGCCGCUCGAACCGCCAUCCAGAUCUACUUAGGUCUGCACGACAAGCCUCUGACUGACGACAACAAGGAAAACCAGGCAAACGCUGAGAACCUGACGGACAAGGAGAUGAAAAAGCUGCGCAAUAAGCAGCGCAGAGCCCAGAAGAAGGCGCAGCUGGAAGAGGAGAAGAAGAACGCUGAGAAGGAGAAGCAGCUGAAGAACCAGAAGAAGAAGAAGGAGGAUGAUGACGAGGAGAUAGGAGGCCCAAAAGAAGAGCUAAUACCAGACAAACUGGCCAAGCCGGAACAUCCUCUGGAGGAGGCAGUGAAGUUCCUCAUCCCUCUGAAGAACUUGGUGCGCAAUAAGCUUGAGACUCACCUCCUGGCCUUCGAGAUCUACUUCAGGAAAGAGAAGUAUCUGCUGAUGCUGCAGUCCAUAAAGAGAGCUGUAACCAUAGAGCCUUCCAACCCGUGGCUGCACCAGUGUCUAGUGCGCUUCUUCAGAGGAGUGAGUGAAGGUCCAGACUUGGCUGAGCCAGUGAAGACCGUGUUGAAGCAGGAGAUCAUCAGACUGUUUGGCGAGAGCAACCCUCAGAGCUUCAACAAGAGCUACCUGAGCCAACACUCCAACUCAAUCCCACACCGAUUGGCUGCUGCUAAGAUGAUGUUCUACCUGGAACCCUCCUCUGAUAAGAUGGCCUGUGAGAUCGCUACAGCCCUGGAUGAGUCACUGUCUGGUAGAAGCAUCCAGGUGUGCACUGAGGUGCUGGAGGCUCUGAGUGCAGGGCAGUUGGGCGAGGGUCAGCAGAAGGCUGCCGAGGCCUACAGAGCCGCCUGCCAUAAGAUCUUCCCCUACUGCCUGGCCUUCAUGCCUCCCGGUUACCAAGACAACAGCAUCGCACUCAGCGCCAACGGCGACCUUUCGGCGGGAGAACAUGACGACCUGGCCAACGAAAUGUGACCUCAGUCAAAAAACAAAAACAGAGGAGAACAAGGAGGUGAAGUGAACACGCUGCCAGACGCCUUAGUCCGCCAACACACCCGUUCCUCAUUCC
Messenger RNA from Solea senegalensis (Senegalese sole), 2927 nucleotides. It is a transcript of the gene naa15a, whose product is annotated as N-alpha-acetyltransferase 15, NatA auxiliary subunit a. Gene Ontology annotation, molecular function: protein-N-terminal amino-acid acetyltransferase activity; protein binding. Gene Ontology annotation, biological process: N-terminal peptidyl-methionine acetylation. Lineage: Eukaryota; Metazoa; Chordata; Actinopteri; Pleuronectiformes; Soleidae. The coding region runs from base 227 to 2833 and encodes 868 amino acids. Gene Ontology annotation, cellular component: NatA complex; cytoplasm. The record is from RefSeq and is a predicted model, not a curated record. The transcript is spliced from 21 exons.